This is a messenger RNA of Menidia menidia (Atlantic silverside), 1839 nucleotides long. The record is from the annotation of a GenBank genome assembly. Lineage: Eukaryota; Metazoa; Chordata; Actinopteri; Atheriniformes; Atherinopsidae.
AAGAAGGAAACAACCCACAAAAACACUAUUAGGCUGUUGAAUUAUUUCCAGAUUUCAAUGGACUGGACUCUCCUUGUAGUUUUGCUUGUCAUAUUUCAGCCAUCGCUCUCAGUCUUGUUCACGGUGGAGGCAGAGCGAACCGCCUACCGGUCCGAGUUCGGAGGAGAUGUUGUGAUGGGCUGCAGGUUCAACCUGAAGCCCAACCAUCCUGAGUCCGCUCUGAAGGUGACCUGGUACUGGACCACCGCUGCUCCGUAUCAGGAGGUGGUCGGGAUUGAUAACGGAGCAGAGAAGAAUGCAUCGCAGAAGUAUCUGGGCCGAGCCAGACUCCUCACCGACGAGCUGAAGGACGGCUGGGCAAAGCUACAGGUCAUUACUGACAGUGAUGCGAUGUCCAAUCUUAGGAUCAACGACUCCGGGACGUACCAGUGUUUGAUUCAGUCAGCAGAAGGAACUGACUAUAAGACCAUAACUUUGUCAGUUGCAGCACCUUACAAAUCGGUGGUGAGACGUAUAGAAAGGACUCAGAAUGGGGAUGAGGUGCUGUUAACGUGCCAGUCUGAGGGAUACCCCCGGUCGUCUGUGGUGUGGUCAGACGGACACGCACAGACACACAGAGCCAACACCACAACUGUUAAAACACCGGACCAGCUGUUCAAAAUCACCAGUCAGAUACAAGUCAGCUCGUCCAAGACCAACAACUACACGUGCAGCUUCACAUCUGAUGGCCACUCUGCAACAUUUCACAUCCCAGAUGAAAUAUUCGUUCCCGGUGGAAAAAGCGACGCUGUCAUCAUCGUACUCAGCGUAGGAGUAGUGCUGACUCUCAUGGUUGUCGGCCUGGUCGUUUACCGGACGCGAAAAGGGGCCCGUGCUCCCAGAACCGCCAGCUGUCUGCUUGAUGACUGGGACAAAUCUACAUCUGCGGCUGCCCGCUUGCCAGUAGAAAAAGAAAACGGGAGCGAAAGAGCAGUCUUUAUUGGAGGUUGCACGGAGGAAGAUCUCAGGUCAUGUCUGAAAGAGAAUUAUUCUGAAUUCACCCUGAGCUCAGAGACAAGUGAGCACUUUGGAAGUUUCAGUGUGGAGGAGCUGCCUCACAGACUGCAAAACAAUGAGGGCCGACCCGCAAGUGUCCUAGAUUUACUCCCAGAAAGUGGGGAGACCCUUUUACUUCAGGGACCUGCUGGGAGUGGGAAGACGACAGCAGCUCAGAUUCUGGUCUCCUGUUGGACCGCAGGGCCAAGCCAGGCCCGUUCUAACCUCCCUGAUCUCAGCCCCCUCGGCCUUCUCAUCUGUGUCAACUGCUGCCUGGUGAAGGAUGACCUGUUUGAGGAGAUAACAGCUCAGCUCUCCCUGAGUGAAAAGAUAUCAGCUCAGGAGCUGAGGACUGUCUUAACCGAGUCCAGCAAAUCUCUGCUGUUGCUGGAUGGGUACCGAGAGGGGAAUCAAGUUUUUGAUGCGUCCUUGAGGAAGUUUUUAGGUGAACAAGGGGACUGCAGGGUGCUGAUCACAGCCUGCCCCGGACUCUGCCCCACGCUCACAGAGACACUGGGGGCGGACAGGAUUCUCAAGCUUCAAAUGCCAUCCGCGAGAUACUGAGACCAAAGCAAACUCCUGAGACAUUUAUCACAAUGUUAAUCUGUACUUUUGUCAUUUGUUAGACUGAAUUGAUGGAAGCCUGUUAUGCUGCAAAAUGCACUGAUUUUAUUGACCAGCAAGUGAAAGAAAUGCUGAAAAUGUGUAUAUGUUUUUUUUUAUUUGUUUUUCUCUGUGAUGCCCUUUGUUUGAUGAAAAGAAACGUCAACGUUAAGUUUGUAUGAAGAAAUAAAUAAAUGAAAA